Messenger RNA from Nematocida parisii ERTm1, 1030 nucleotides. RefSeq lists its product as uncharacterized. Lineage: Eukaryota; Fungi; Microsporidia. The coding region runs from base 1 to 720 and encodes 239 amino acids. The transcript has a single exon. The record is from RefSeq and is a predicted model, not a curated record. Gene Ontology annotation, cellular component: membrane. Gene Ontology annotation, biological process: vesicle-mediated transport.
AUGAAAACAGAGAGUAAAGAGAACAGCAAAGAGAACAGUAAAGAGAGUACAGAAUUCUCUCAGUUCUUAUGUAAAGUACGCAGUAUAAAUGAGAAUAUAGAAGAAGCCGGGAGGGUGUACAUGGAAUAUACUACAUCUAAUGAUUAUUUAAUAAGCACAGGGGCAGAGUAUACAGAACUAGUAGAAGCACAGACUAAAAUCACAGAAAAGUUCAAUUCUGAAGUAUUUAUGAUAACACAAGAAAUAGAGCAUUUACUAGAAAAUUCAAAACAUUCACUCACAGACCAGAAGCAGCAGCAUAUUGAAGGACUCACAGAAAGAACCAACAGAAUAAUAAAAGCAUUUUCAGCCGAGAAAUUAAAAAGGCUCAACAAAGAGCAUGAAAGACUAAAAAAUCAAUAUUUAAUAAGCCAUCCCACAAUGAAUAAUGAAGAAUUAGAAGAAGUCACAAAUACGCAAGGAAAUGGACUAAUUAAAUUCCCAAAUAAUCCUGGGAUAGAAGAAUCCCUACAGAAAAACAAAGCCAUCACAAGGUUAUUAAAUGACAUAAAAGAACUGGAUAUUCUAUCAAAGCAAUUACAAACAAUUCUUAUAAUAACUGGCAGUAAAUUAAAAAGUAUUAAUAGUAAUACUUAUAUAUCCAUUAAGAACACGGAAGGCACUAAUAGAAUUAUUGAAAGAAUGAUAAGCAAAAAAAAAGAAAUAGAAAAUAUAAAAUAAUCAGUAUAUUACUUCUGUUGAUUCUUGGACUAUUUAUAGUUGGGUACGUAUUAAAGUUAUUCAAGUUAUUCAAGUAAUACGGAAUAAAUGGAAAUUCGGGUUAUUCGGGUUAUACAUACGGAUUAAGGUAUCUGCAUGGUUAUACAGAUACGAUAAAAGCACCACGGGAGUAACACUAAAUAUUACAGAUACGGUGUAACAGAUACCACAAGACUAAAUGACAUCUGAAAUUAUGGUUAUAUAGAAGUAUACCAUAAUUUCAGGGUGAAUGAAGCUAUAUAAUAGCUAUACGAUUUAAAUAAAUACGGGU